ACGACGGAGCGGGGGGGCGGGGCCGGGGGUUGCGUCGAGGAGGGGUUUACGCCGGCGACGUCUGCAGCGCGAGGCUUCGCGCGUGAGCGGCGUGGGCGCUGGGCCUGUCUACCGAGCUUUUCUUGGGCGCACAGAUCGUCGACGCCGGCUCCUGGGGGAGUGCGGGGGGGAGGCGUCGGGGUCAGCGGCGUGAUCUACGGCGGCCUCAGCCAUGGAAGAGACGCAGCCGCUUCCGCAGUCCGAGCUGCAGCUGUGCGACAGCCUUAUCAUCUGGCUGCAGACAUUCAAUACCACCGCACCUUGUCAAGAUGUGAAACAGCUGACUAAUGGAGUUGCCAUGGCACAAGUUCUUCAUCAAAUUGAUGUAGCUUGGUUCAACGAAUCUUGGUUAAGCAGAAUUAAAGAAGAUAUUGGUGACAACUGGAGAAUAAAGGCUAGUAAUUUAAAGAAGGUACUUCAAGGAAUUAUGAGUUAUUACAAUGAGUUUUUGGGGCAACAGAUUUCUGAAGAACUUAUCCCUGAUUUAAACCAAAUAACUGAAUGUUCAGAUUCUGUGGAGCUUGGGAGGUUGCUCCAGCUUAUUUUAGGUUGUGCAGUCAACUGUGAAAAGAAGCAAGAACAUAUUCAAAAUAUAAUGACACUGGAAGAGUCUGUUCAACAUGUGGUCAUGACUGCUAUUCAGGAGUUGAUGAGUAAAGAAAUACUGAGCUCUCCUACAAAUGAUGCUGUUGGAGAAUUAGAGCAACAGCUUAAAAGGGCCCUGGAAGAACUUCAGGAAGCACUAGCAGAAAAAGAAGAACUGAGGCAAAGAUGCCAAGAACUAGAUAUGCAGGUGACUGCACUUCAAGAUGAAAAGAAUUCACUAGUUUCUGAGAAUGAGAUGAUGAAUGAAAAACUUGACCAAAUGGAUGGAUCUUUUGAUGAUCCAAAUACAAUGGUUGCAAAAAAGUUUUUUCAUGCACAGUUACAACUAGAACAAUUACAAGAAGAAAACUUCAGACUUGAAGCUGCAAAAGAUGAUUACCGUGUUCACUGUGAAGAACUUGAAAAGCAACUAAUUGAAUUUCAGCAUAGGAAUGAUGAAUUGACUAGUCUUGCUGAGGAAACAAGAGCCCUGAAAGAUGAAAUAGAUGUUCUUAGGACUACCUCUGAUAAAGCAAAUAAACUGGAGUCAACAGUUGAGAUAUAUCGUCAGAAGCUACAGGAUCUGAAUGACCUUCGGAAGCAGGUGAAAACUUUACAGGAAACAAACAUGAUGUAUAUGCAUAAUACAGUCAGCUUAGAAGAAGAAUUGAAGAAGGCAAAUGCAGCACGUACACAAUUAGAAACAUACAAGAGACAGGUUCAGGAUCUACACAUUAAACUUUCCUCUGAAUCCAAAAGGGCAGACACACUAGCAUUUGAAAUGAAGCGGCUUGAAGAAAAACAUGAAGCUUUACUGAAGGAAAAAGAGAGACUAAUAGAACAACGUGAUACUCUGAAAGAAACAAAUGAAGAGCUGCGAUGUUCCCAAGUACAGCAGGAUCACCUAAACCAAACAGAUGCAUCUGCUGCAAAGAGUUACGAGAAUCUUGCUGCUGAGAUUAUGCCAGUGGAAUACAGGGAGGUGUUUAUUCGACUGCAGCAUGAAAAUAAGAUGCUUCGCUUACAGCAGGAAGGUACUGAGAACCAACGUAUUGAAGAACUUCAAGAGCAGCUAGAACAGAAGCACCGCAAGAUGAAUGAACUGGAAACAGAGCAAAGGCUGAGCAAAGAGCGCAUCCGAGAAUUACAGCAGCAGAUUGAAGACCUCCAGAAGUCUUUACAGGAACAAGGCUCAAAGUCUGAAGGAGAAAGUUCCAGCAAACUAAAGCAGAAGUUGGAAGCUCAUAUGGAAAAACUAACAGAGGUCCAUGAAGAAUUACAGAAGAAACAAGAGCUCAUUGAAGAUCUUCAGCCAGAUGUAAACCAAAAUGCACAAAAGAUCAAUGAACUUGAAGCUGCUCUUCAGAAGAAAGACGAAGAUAUGAAAGCAAUGGAGGAACGAUACAAAAUGUACUUAGAGAAAGCAAGAAAUGUAAUAAAAACUUUAGAUCCCAAGUUAAAUCCAGCAUCAGCUGAAAUAAUGCUACUUAGAAAGCAGUUGGCAGAAAAAGAGAGAAGAAUUGAGAUUCUGGAGAGUGAAUGUAAAGUAGCAAAAUUCCGUGAUUAUGAAGAAAAACUCAUUGUUUCUGCCUGGUAUAAUAAGAGUCUAGCAUUCCAGAAACUGGGGAUGGAAUCUAGACUAGUGAGCAGCAGUGGUGCUUGCAAAGACACUGGUGCGUGUACUCCUGCACGAUCUUUCUUAGCACAGCAACGGCACAUCACCAACACCAGAAGAAAUCUCUCUGUUAAAGUUUCUGCUACAACGUCUGAUUAAACU
Pteropus alecto (black flying fox) is the source of this 2401-nucleotide messenger RNA. RefSeq names its product hook microtubule tethering protein 1 (gene HOOK1). The record is from RefSeq and is a predicted model, not a curated record. Gene Ontology annotation, biological process: cytoplasmic microtubule organization; cytoskeleton-dependent intracellular transport. Lineage: Eukaryota; Metazoa; Chordata; Mammalia; Chiroptera; Pteropodidae. The transcript has 22 exons. Gene Ontology annotation, cellular component: cytoplasm; centrosome. Bases 212 to 2398 code for a protein of 728 amino acids. Gene Ontology annotation, molecular function: dynein light intermediate chain binding; microtubule binding.